Messenger RNA from Phlebotomus argentipes, 2433 nucleotides. Its product is annotated as armadillo-like helical domain-containing protein 3. NCBI's taxonomy places the organism in Eukaryota, Metazoa, Arthropoda, Insecta, Diptera, Psychodidae. The record is from RefSeq and is a predicted model, not a curated record. Gene Ontology annotation, biological process: regulation of Golgi organization. Gene Ontology annotation, cellular component: cytosol. The transcript is spliced from 3 exons. Bases 278 to 2323 code for a protein of 681 amino acids.
CUUUUCGAACUUCAGCGUCGUCACAACAAAAAUAUCCAAAAUUCCUGUCUAUUUUGUUUUGCGACGGUCUAAUUAUAAAAAUGCGCUUAUAAAUAAGUACGUGGAGAUUCAGUGAAUUUUCUCGUGUGAUUAUCCGUCGUCUACUUAAUUGGCUUGUCCUGAAAAAUUGAUUUACUCCCAGAGAGUGAAAUCUAACCUUUAUUUCUUGAUUUUUAUUUUGCGUUUUUUACCCACUUGUGCCGAAAAAUAGUGGUCCUUGAGCUGUGUAGCCGUAGAAAUGACAUCCAGGAAGCGAAGCGGAUCUGGAUCGAAGCGCCCCAAGGAGAAAGUGGUGUACAUCUAUGAGUUAAUAUUUCGGGGUGAAGAUCCGGCAAACAGCAACAGCAAUCCAGAGUUCUGGAAUGAAUUCUUUCUGCUGCAGCCGAAUGUAGAGAGCCUGGAGGCGGAAUUGCUGAAGCAAACAAAUGAACAACUAAUGGCGAUUAGAGGAAACAUCAAUGAACUCUUCACGAGAUGCAUAGACAUCCUCAGUUCAGAUCAUCCCAAGAGAGUGUAUAACUCCCUGCAGACCCUCUGCGCUCUGAUCUAUGCGAUCUUCAAAAAGUCCUCCUCGGGAACUGAGUCCGGCUUCGACAUCAUCAACACGAUGGUGGGCUUCUCUGAGGCGGAGGAGAAGAUGAAGAAGCUCGUCCAUCACUGCAACGAGUUCCUGGUCAGUGAUACCGAAGACUGCCCACGUGACAUGUGCCUGAAGCUGCUGCUUGUCCUGGUCACGGGCACAGACAAUGUGAGCCAAAAUGUACUGUUGGAGUACAUUAUGAUCAACAGCAUCUUCGAGUCUUUCGUGCGCAUCCUCAGUGAUCCACCACUGCGAGCCCUCCACGGGCAUGACAUCGUCAUUCUGCUGACGCUCCUUGUGAACUACAGAAAAUACGAGGCCCCGAAUCCUUACAUCGUGCAGCUUUCCAUAUUGGCUGACGAAUUGGCACUGAAUGGAUAUGGACAAGUGAUUUCCUCCUCCCUCAUCGAGUUUUGCCGGCAGUAUACGCAGAAUCUCGCGGAGGCUCAGUCAUCGUCGUGGUUCUCGUCACUGUCCAACAUUGUGGGCAACAUGUUCGUGUCGGACGAAGGCUGUGAUAAAGUGCAACAGAUCCGAGCGAAUAACGCCCUCCUGCUGGCACUGUACGAGGCCGUGCACCUCAAUCGGAACUUCAUCCCAACACUGGCGCACAGUCAGGCGGAGUCGUCGGCACCACCGUCGCCCAGCAACACCCUCAACGCUAGUCAGCCGGUGCCCGAUCUCGCCACGGCGCCUAUUAUCGAUGUCACGCAGUUCCCCACGAAUCUCCUCGUGGCGGUCUUUCAGUACUGCUCCAUUGUGAUGCAAGACCACAAGAAUGAGUCCUCCACGAUCAAUCUGAAGCUCUGCUUCCUCAUUCUCACGUGCAUCGCCGAAGAUCAGUACGCCAACUCAAUGAUGCACGACGUCAAUCUCACGUUCAAAGUCCUCAUCCAUCGAGCACAGAUGAGACACCGAAAACUACCUGGGGAACGUGUAUCAAAGUCACAGCCACUGGCGGCCACACUGCUGGACCUACUGGUGGAGUUCAUUGUGUCGCAUCUCAUGAAGAAGUUUCCCAUGGAGCUGUACCUGGUGUGUGUUGGCAUUAUCCAUCGCAUUUUGUGUUACCAGAAGCGCUGUCGCGUGAGACUUGUGUAUCCGUGGAAGGAAUUGUGGUCAGCACUGAUUGGACUGCUGAAGUUUCUCGUUGGACAGGAGCAGAAUCUGGUGAAGAAGUGCAACAUCUUCCAUCUGGCCAUCCAGAUUGUCAACAUCUUCAAUCUCUUCAUCACAUACGGUGACACCUUCCUCGCCACCACAAAUAGCUACGAUGAGCUUUACUAUGAGCUCAAUCGCGAAGAGAAAGUCUUCAGUGAAAUUCAUGCAAUGGUACUGAGAUACACCACAAUACCUGAUUGCGAGUACAAGGACGAUGUGCUGAAGCUUCUGCAGUCCUUGGUGAACAUCUUGGCGAUUAUCAAACAUUUUCAGAUCAAGAUCAAAGAGUGGCUCGACUCACAGAACAUCUCCACACCCAGUGAAGAUCAGAUUCUUGAGGUGGUGCGCAAGAACUACGAUCUAACACUGAAGCUGCAAGAUUCACUGGAUCAGUACGAAAGAUAUGCCGAGAAGCCCAAACACGCUGCCUUCUUCACAUCGAUGGUGCGUGAGGUGGUCACGGACACGCGGAAGAACAUCUAUUAUGCCAUCAAGGAGGCCCACGCGGCUCCGCAGGCAAACUACUACUUGAGUCCCCAAUAGAAGGGGCGCCCAUGUAUCUUAACCUCCAGUUUUCUCCUCCAAUUCCACACAAUUUGUACAGCUGUAGAGAGUUUUUAAGAAUGGAAUAUAACUCGGGAAUAUCAAUCGCA